This is a messenger RNA of Heterostelium album PN500, 888 nucleotides long. RefSeq names its product CDC2/CDK family serine/threonine-protein kinase (gene cdk5). The record is from RefSeq and is a predicted model, not a curated record. The coding region runs from base 1 to 888 and encodes 295 amino acids. Lineage: Eukaryota; Evosea; Eumycetozoa; Acytosteliales; Acytosteliaceae. Gene Ontology annotation, molecular function: ATP binding; cyclin-dependent protein serine/threonine kinase activity. The transcript has 3 exons. Gene Ontology annotation, biological process: protein phosphorylation; vesicle-mediated transport. Gene Ontology annotation, cellular component: nucleus; cytoplasm.
AUGGAGAAAUACGCAAAGAUAGAAAAGUUGGGUGAAGGUACUUAUGGUAUCGUUUACAAGGCAAAGAAUCGUGAUACAACAGAGAUUGUUGCAUUGAAGCGAAUUCGUUUGGACUCUGAAGAUGAAGGUGUACCAUGUACUGCAAUCAGAGAGAUUUCACUAUUGAAAGAAUUGAAACAUCCAAACAUUGUUAGAUUAUAUGAUGUAAUUCAUACAGAGAGAAAGUUAACAUUGGUAUUUGAAUACUUGGAUCAAGAUUUGAAAAAGUACCUCGAUGAGUGCGGAGGUGAAAUCGCCAAGCCAACCAUUAAAUCAUUUAUGUAUCAAUUGUUGAGAGGUGUCGCUUUUUGUCAUGAUCACAGAGUGUUACACAGAGAUCUCAAACCACAAAAUCUUUUAAUCAAUAGAAAAGGUGAAUUGAAAUUGGCAGAUUUUGGUUUGGCUAGAGCAUUUGGUAUUCCAGUGCGUACCUAUUCACAUGAGGUGGUUACACUUUGGUACAGAGCUCCAGAUGUGCUGAUGGGUUCGAGAAAGUAUUCAACACCGAUCGAUAUUUGGUCAGCUGGAUGUAUUUUCGCAGAGAUGGCGUCUGGUCGUCCAUUGUUCCCUGGUUCAGGGACAAGCGACCAGCUUUUUAGAAUAUUUAAGAUUUUAGGUACUCCCAAUGAGGAGAUCUGGCCAACAAUCACUGAACUGCCUGAAUACAAGCCCGACUUUCCUGUACAUCCACCACAUCCAUUGUCAUCGAUCGUUCAUGGACUCGACGACAAAGGUUUGAAUCUACUUCAAAAGAUGCUUCAAUACGAUCCAGCUCAGAGAAUCACUGCCACCCAAGCUUUGAAACAUCCAUACUUUGAUGGUUUAGAGAUUGCACAGUCCACAUCAUAA